AUGACAGCAUAUUCAGGCUCUCCUUCGAAACCAGGCAAUAAUAAUUCUUAUCUAAAUCGUUAUGUUGAAAACCUAGGCACCAAUGUGACUCCACCUCUGAGACCGCAGUCAAGUUCCAAAAUCAACUCUUCGUUAAACAUAGCGUCGCCAAGUCAUUUAAAGACUAAGACGUCAGCUAGCAACAGUUCUGCGACAAUUUUGUCAAAAAAAGUAGAAAGUUCCGUAUCAAAGCUGAAGCCAUCCCUUCCUAACAAACUCGUAGGAAAAUAUACCGUAGACUUAAGUAAUUAUUCGAAAAUAGAACUGAGGUACUAUGAGUUUUUAUGCAGAGUAUCAGAAGUCAAAAUAUGGAUUGAAGCUGUUAUUGAGGAAGCACUACCAUCAGAAAUAGAGUUAUGUGUUGGAGACUCACUUAGGAAUGGUGUUUUUUUGGCCAAGCUAACCCAGAGGAUAAAUCCAGAUUUGACAACGGUUAUAUUUCCUGCAGGUGAUAAACUACAAUUUAAACACACUCAGAACAUUAAUGCCUUUUUUGGUUUGGUAGAACAUGUCGGUGUUCCGGACUCUUUUAGAUUUGAAUUGCAAGAUCUCUAUAACAAGAAGAAUAUCCCUCAGGUUUUCGAAACCCUGCAUAUUCUUAUAUCAAUGAUUAAUAAGAAAUGGCCAGGCAAAACGCCCGCUUUAACAAAUGUAUCGGGCCAAAUAAGUUUUACCAAAGAAGAAAUCGCAGCUUGUAAAAAAGCAUGGCCUAGAAUUAGAGACUUCAAGUCCUUAGGAACUAAUAUCAAUACUGCACCAGCUUCCCCUGAGGAACCAAAAGAAAAAAGAAGCGGAUUGAUAAAAGACUUUAAUAAAUUUGAAAGGCCGAAUAUACCGGUGGAAGAAAUUUUAAUUACCCCAAGAAAGAAUAUAACAGAUGCUAAUUGCUCCGAUUUUUCUAAUACACCUUCACCUUAUAAUGAAGCUCCAAAAAUGUCAAAUUUGGAUGUCGUUGUUGAGAAGAGGAAAUUCACACCCAUUGAGCCGAGUCUUCUGGGCCCUACACCAUCUUUAGAAUAUAGCCCAAUAAAAAACAAAAGUCUGUCGUACUAUUCUCCUACCAUCUCGAAAUACUUGACAUAUGAUACAGAAUUUUAUACGAGAAGGAGUCGUGCAAGAGAGGAAGAUUUGAAUUAUUACCAGACGUUCAAAUACUCACCUUCUCAUUAUUCUCCCAUGAGAAGAGAAAGGAUGACAGAGGAACAAUUUUUAGAGAAGGUAGUUCAACUGCAAAAUAUUUGUCGAGGAGUUAAUACCCGUUUUAACCUAUACAUUCAAAAAAGGUUACUGAACCUUUUUGAACAGGACAUACUAAGGUUUCAAGCAUGCCUAAGAGGAAAUAAAUUUAGAGUAUUGUCAUCAAUGUAUUUGCCAAUAAGAAGAGCAAAGAUUGACGUUCCUCAUGUCGAGGCGAUUCAAUCGCGAAUUAAGGGAAGCAGAAUUCGAUAUAAAUACGAUAAAUUGAAAUUUACACUCUCAAGGUUUUCGUGUACUGUCGAACUUUUGCAAGCAUAUUGUCGUUCAAAAUUGUUGAAGACAACCGUUAACACAAAAUUAAAUGAUAUUGAGAUAUCACAUUAUCCUCUGACAAAAUUGCAGUCUUAUAUGCGUGCUUCUUAUGUGAGAAAGAAGGUGAUGUCCCUCAAUACAAAGUUGAACGAUGAGCGAGAAAGUAUUAUGAAGUUUUCGGCAAUCAUCAGAGGUAACGUUGUGAGGUGUUCAGAGGACGCGAUAUUAAGUGCUGUACAUGAUGUACAUAAGGAAAAUAUCUCAAAAUUGCAAAGCUUGAUUAGAGGAAUAUUUACGCGUUCGUGCCUAGCAUCAAUAAUAUAUUCACUUGGAAAAGAAAACUGUAAUAUUAUUCAAUUAUCAGCCUGUAUACGCGGAAACGCUGUAAGACAUAAGGUACAGUCACUGUUUGCGCCCGAAAAUAAUCUCAGUGAAACUGUGCACGACCUCCAGGGUUUGGUUAGAGGUAUUCUAGUCCGCUACACAUUAGACUUAGUCGAUGACAUUGUGGAGUAUAAUAAUUUAGCAUUAUUUCAAGCAUUUUCUAGAGGCGCUUUAGUACGUGAAAGCUUGGACCAAAAGUCGAGUUUUUACAAGAGAAACGUAAGGUCGGUUAUUAUGAUUCAAAGCUGGAUUAGGAAAAGUCUGCAAAGAUCGGCAUAUUUGGAACUUCUAGACUGUCCAAAUCCAAGUCUUUGGGCUGUCAAAAAAUUCGUUCAUUUGCUCAAUGGAACAGCAACCAUUGAAGAGGUCCAAAACCAGUUGGAGAGUUGCCAAGCCUCUCUUGAUUCCGAAAAUAUGAAGAAGGAACGAUUACUGAAGAGCAUAAGACAACAACUAAAUAUUAACGGAGUAUUGGAUAAGUUUGGACUAUUAAAAGAUAAAGAUCAUGAACUCGGUAUUUCCGAUUCUACGAUUCCGAAGUCUAAAUAUCAAAAGUAUGAAAAACUGUUCUAUAUGUUGCAAGUUGAUCCCUCUUAUUGGAAAUUGCUGUAUUUGAAAGAGCCAGAAUUUGUUGCAAAGAAUGUUUAUAUGACAUUUGGAACAGUGAAUCAAAGGAUGAACGACAGAGAGAGAUCCUAUUUCACAAGGUUUGUUUGUGAAAUGUUACAAAAUGCGAUUAAUGAAGCACCGAGUAUUGAAAGCUUUCUUGACAACCGAUCACAAUUUUGGCAAACCAUUCUUCAAGAUUUUUUGAGAAGAGAGUCUCCAGAAUUCUUCUCUAUAAUAGUCCCAGUUUUGGAUUACUUGUCAGAUCCAGUAGUGGAUUUUGAAAGUGAUCCAUACAAAAUUUAUCAAGAAAUACACGGCUUUAGCUCUCCUCAGCAUUGUUCGCCUGUGGAUGAUGCGAGUACCAAGAAUAAGUUCAUUGACAAUUUAAGGUGCCUAUGGCACGCGAUUGAAAUGGUCGCUGAAAUUUAUACCAGAAAGGUUCACACUAUUCCCGUUGAAAUCAGGUACCUCUGCACUAAAAUCUUCUGCUACGCGGCAGAUAAGAAUAUUGAGGAGAUUGACUCUUUAAGGGCCAUAUCAAGUAUUCUAGUGAACGUUUUUGUGUCUGAAUAUUUGGUCAACCGGGAAUAUUACGGAUACAAAGACAGCAACGUUCAAAAAAAUAACCAAAAAAUUGACAUUCUAAUGAAAUCCUUGGCGACUGUUUUUGAAAUCAAAAAUUUUGAUGGCUUUUUGGAUCCAUUGAACCAGUACGCUAACGAAAUAAAGCCUCAUAUCAAAGAUGUCCUUUAUAAUGUGUUAGUAGAUCCAGAGUAUGAACAAGAGGGAGAUAGAUUGAUUUAUUUGGAUAUGGUAUCGCCAAGCCCCAAAUUGGAAUUGUUAACUGAAAAGGUUCUGGAAAUCAGUGGUAAAUUUGAAGAGUAUUUAAAUGAAUUUCCGGAAGCAGAUAUUUUGCAUGAUAUUUUGGAAAAGAACUUGGACAAUUCAUCCUUUCCAAGAUCAGGACGUGUUACCUUGGAAUUGGAUGCAUCUGCAUAUCGAUUCCUCGUUAGUGAUGACAAGAUGAGAAAAAUCUACGACCAAGUUAAAAGGGCAUUUGUGUACAUGAUGCAAAUUGAGGAUGUAGAUACCAAUUUGUAUGACCUUUCAAUUAGUACAAUUCUACCUCAAGAUGAACCAAAUUUUGCAAAUUUUCUGGAGCAAAAUCCUAAAAUCAGGGAUGAUCCAAUGAUACAGAAGCUGAAACCAUUGAAAUACUUCACACUCAAAAAUGUUACUUUGAAAAAAAUACAUGAACUAGAAAGUACGGGGACUUUUUGCUCUUCUGAUAAUAAGUUACAAAAUUUCUUAAACGAUAUUGCGAACACUAUUAAAAAUCCCAACUAUGCCAUUGAUUAUGUAACCCAGGAAAUUUACAUCACAAAGGAAACACUCACAAAAAUUUCGGAAAUGAACCACAGCUUAGAUAUAGAAUUAUCAAGGCUUAAAAAACAUGUUGAUCAUACGAUAAAAGACUUCCAGAAAGCCAAGGAUUUUUCGCCGGUGCACAAAAGUAAAUUUGGAAAUUUUAAGAAUGCAGUAAAAAAAGUUCAAGGAAGAGAACGUUCUGAAUUGCAGGGAAUGAAGUUUAAAUGGAACACAAAGCAGUUGUAUGAAAGAGGAGUGCUUAAAACCAUCAGGGGUGAAAAACUAGCUGAACUGACUGUAAAAGUCUUUGGUUCGAGCGGUCCUAAAUUCCCAGAUAUAAUAUUCAAAAUUUCCACAUCGGAUGGUUCUAGAUUCGGUAUUCAAAUGAUUGACAAAAGAAAAGGGCCCGAUAAACGAUACUCGGAUGAUGUCGAUUCUUUCUCAUUUAAAGACUUGAUAAAGACUCAAGUUGAACCAAAAAUCGAGACGUGGAAAUUAUUCCAUUCCAACGUUGUUGUUAACAAUAGCCAAUUACUACAUUUGAUUGUCAGUUUUUUCUAUAAAAGGAACGCUUUGUAA
Molecule: messenger RNA, 4488 nt
Organism: Saccharomyces cerevisiae S288C
Lineage: Eukaryota; Fungi; Ascomycota; Saccharomycetes; Saccharomycetales; Saccharomycetaceae
Gene: IQG1
Product: Iqg1p
Exons: 1
Coding region: 1-4488 (1495 amino acids)
Biological process (GO): cytoskeleton organization
Cellular component (GO): cellular bud neck
Source: RefSeq, marked reviewed